Messenger RNA from Diospyros lotus (date-plum), 1888 nucleotides. RefSeq names its product probable magnesium transporter NIPA3. Gene Ontology annotation, biological process: magnesium ion transport. Lineage: Eukaryota; Viridiplantae; Streptophyta; Magnoliopsida; Ericales; Ebenaceae. The coding region runs from base 114 to 1169 and encodes 351 amino acids. The transcript is spliced from 9 exons. Gene Ontology annotation, molecular function: magnesium ion transmembrane transporter activity. The record is from RefSeq and is a predicted model, not a curated record. Gene Ontology annotation, cellular component: membrane.
GAGCAUUUCGUUUUACGUGUGAGAUUGGGAGACUCAUCAUUGAUCAUUCUUUGAAGGAAUAUCCAGAUGAAAAGAGAAAGAAAGGAGCGAGUACGACGCACAGAUCCAUCCCAAUGAUGGCUUUUUCGAAGGACAAUCUGAUUGGGUUUCUUCUGGCUCUCUCGUCGAGUGGGUUCAUUGGAGCGAGCUUCAUUAUCAAGAAGAAAGGCCUGAGAAGAGCUGCGGCCGCUUCCGGUGUCAGAGCCGGCGUUGGCGGAUAUUCGUAUCUUGCUGAGCCUCUCUGGUGGUUGGGGAUGAUCACAAUGAUCAUUGGAGAGAUUGCAAACUUUGUGGCAUAUGCUUUUGCUCCUGCAGUACUAGUUACCCCUCUUGGCGCAUUAAGCAUUAUUGUCAGCGCUGUAUUGGCACACUUUAUCUUGAAGGAGAGGUUACACCAGCUAGGAAUUUUGGGUUGUGUGAUGUGCAUAGCGGGUUCUGUCCUAAUUGUUAUCCAUGCACCACAAGAGCGUCCUAUCACUUCUGUUCAGGAAAUAUGGACUAUGGCAACUCAGCCAGCCUUUUUGCUAUAUGUGGGAUCCGUAAUUGUGUUGGUAUUCAUCCUGAUCUUCUAUUUUGCACCUCAAUGUGGGCAUUCAAAUGCUCUAGUUUUCAUCGGAAUUUGUUCACUGAUGGGUUCUCUCUCGGUGAUGAGUGUUAAGGCCCUUGGAACUUCACUGAAAUUGACUUUUGAAGGAAAGAACCAGUUGAUCUAUCCAGAGACAUGGUGUUUUAUGUUUGUUGUCACCACAUGUGUUGUCACACAGAUGAAUUAUCUCAACAAGGCUCUUGACACCUUCAACACUGCAAUCGUUUCCCCCUUGUAUUAUGUCAUGUUCACCACGCUUACAAUAGUUGCCAGUGUUAUAAUGUUCAAGGAUUGGGAUGGCCAAAGCGGAGGAAGCAUCAUAUCAGGAAUAUGUGGCUUUGUUGUUGUGCUUUCAGGGACCAUUUUGUUGCAUGCAACCAAAGACUUCGAGAGAAGUUCAUCCUUUAGAGGUGGCUAUGCACCCAUGUCGCCUUCAUUUUCAGCUCGACUGUGCACUGGUAAUGGGGAAUUGCUGAAGCAUGAAGAGGAAGACAAGUCAUGUUCAGAGGAAGCAUUCAUAAUAAGACAAGAACUCUACCCAUAGUUGGCUGCACUAUGAGACACAAAAUUGAACCCAUUUUUUUUUCCAUAUUGGGGGCAAGGUGAAGUUCCAGUUCAAAGAACUUCUAGAGGGGGAUGCUAAUCGGAUGACUUGACUUCAAAUUGCAGCUUCAGGUCAACUCUAUGCCGUGAUCAUGAAUUAUCAAGCCCUUGCUUCCAUAGGUUAUUUGGUAACUAACAUCAUCAGGAUUCACCUUUAGAUUGUCAUUGUUGAGUAUUCUGGGUUGUUGUAACCCUUGCGUCCAUAGGUUAUUUGGUAACUAACAUCAUCAGGAUUCACCUAGUUGUCAUUGUUGAGCAUUCUAGCUUCUUGUUGUUGAUGCUUUUCCUAUUUGAGGGAUACCAAGUUGUGCAGCUUGUCCAAGAUCAACCGUGUCAAAAUUGUAAAAACCUUAGUGUUCGACGUCAGAAAAGGCCAGCUGCCUUCCGGGCUACCCAGCUGUGACCAUGCAAAGUUAGAAGAGACGAAAACCAGAUGGAAAACUGACUGAUUUUGGACCCAUCGCUCAACAAUCUACACUGAGAAAUUUGGUGUACUUCUAGCUGAGUUGGGAUCCUUUUCUGGUAGAAUGAGGAAAUGGAUCUUUGUAUAGUGUUUGACACCCCUCAAAACAACAUUUUCUUGGGUUGAUUUCUAUUGUUUCAAAUUCUUGUGAAACUGAGACUUGGGUUCCCAUUAUAUUUCAACAACUUUGUUAAACA